GAAAGUGGUCAGUCCGAGGAUUGCCGUGAAAGGUGUCGAAGUUUUUGCGGUUAAUUUCAGCAUGGUCCAGUGGUUUGAUCCAGUUCUACUGCUGGCAACACUGCUGGUAACCUCUGGAAGUACGGCGAAACGAGAUGAGUAUGAUAUCAACAUUAAGCACGGUUCCUUCAAGAUUCACCAGAAACACAUCAAUGCACGACCUUUCAAGGAAAGCAAUCGGGAAGAGCAUGGAUCUAUUGGUCAAAACAAUCCACAGAUUGGUUACAAGAAAGAAGUGUCAAUGUCAGGAGAUUCGCAACAAUGGAUGAAAGGUGAAAGGCGUCCUCUUGGUAAAAUGGAAAUCAAAAAGGUUACAGUUAUCGGAGGUUCCAAGAAUGGAUCAUUCAACCAGGGAUCUCGAAGUGGGAAUCGAGCGAUGAAGGGUACGCGGCAAACCGGUGGCAACAUGGGAUGGUCCUAUUCAACAACGUAUGGCGCUGAUGAGUCCAUGACCACUGAACUUCCCCUCCACAAGUUCGGAAGCAGGCAAAUGAUGAGUUCCAAGAAGGUAAUUAAACCCCUUAAGCGACCAUUAAAGGAGUACAACUGGAUUUCUACCACUCCCGGAUAUCAGAAUUACGUUACAACGAUCAUGUCGAAGGAAGAAGAAGUUGAAAAGGAGGGUUUUAUUGACGGUCUAGACAAAAUUCCACUGCGGGAUACGUCAACUGCUAUAUAUGAUAAAAUUAACCAACAAAGUUCUGGAAAAAAAACCAUUUUGGAGGACUAUGACCUACACCGAACGACGAAGGCAACUACUAUGGCAACGUCUACGGAAGCAGCCAAAACUACUACUGUUGCUCCAGUUACUCCAGAUUUAUUAUUCCGCAAUCCUCAACUAAGAGUUCCUUUCGAUAGUGAUAAAACUGGACCGGUGCAAUUUCCGACUGCGAAAGAAACAAGUUCAACGACUUUAUUUCCUUGCGUAAGUACUACUAGUACCACGACUACAACAACUACAACUACUCCAGCACCUACGACUACGACAACCGCUAGGAAUUUUAUUCUGUCACAGUAUGCUAAAGAAGAAGAAGAUAAGAAUGCCGUUUAUCUUUUGAUUAAAUACGUAAAACCAAAACUUCCUGGUGAGAAACCAACAGCCCAUCUUGUAGACAUCUUUGGUCCGCCGAGUCAAACAAAGCUGAACAAGGAGCGAGGUCGUUUCCGAAACAAUUUUGAGCGAUCUGAUUUUGGGUUUUCUACCAAUGACUUGUUGGAAAGCUUGAGAAAUAUACAUUUUGAUAGUGGUGAGAAAACGACAACUGGUUACGCAGUCAGCGAAGAGACGGACGAUGAUGAACGGUUGGUGGUCACUAAACCGCCGCUCCCAGUAGGGAGUUCUCCUCAAAGUAAACAAAAGGCAUCGAGUACUGGUUCUAAUGACACCCGAUUCAAUCAAAACGGACCAACUGUGGGUCAAGCAAAUACGUCCGGACUCUCCGCGAGUUUUACGUUUCAGCCAGAUCGGCUAGCUCAGAAUUAUGUCGAGCAGCAGAAGGAGAAUGAGCGUCAUCGUCAGCGGCUUAGUCAGAUUGUAGUGAAUGAUGUGAUAACAACUCAAUCUAGUCAGUUACCGAACUCACCAGACGUUUCGGCAACAUUACCAAAUCAAAUCAUUCCACUCAGUCAACCGACGCAGGCGAUGAUUCAAGCAGGGUUCCUCCUUCCCACUAUACUGUGGGGAAUAGCAGCCACUCAACAGCACGAGCGUCAGCAGUUGCAACUACAACAGCAACAGCAACAACAGCAACUUCAACAACAGCUAUUGCAGCAGCAGCAACUCCAACAGCAGCAACUUCAGCAACAGCAGCUUCAGCAGCAGCAAAGUCAACAGCAGCAACUGGUGAAACAGCAGCAGAUUCAACAACAGCAAAUCAAACAGCAGCAACCGGAGCAACAACAAUAUCAGCAACAGCAACCAGAGCAGCCACGGUAUCAACAACAACAACAAGAUCAGAGACAAUUUCAACAACAACAACCAGAGCAGGAACAAUUCCAACAGCAACAACCAGAGCAGCAAAGAUAUCAGCAACAACAACAGCAACCAGAGCAGCUUCAGUAUCAACAACAGAAGUCAGAGCCGCCACGGUAUCAGCAGCACAUAAUAUCUGACCAACGACAAUUUCAGCAACAGUCACAGCAGCCCAGGUUUCAACAAAAAUCAGAACAGCAACAAUUCCAACAACAGCAACCAGAGCAGCAACGGUAUCAACAGCAACAACAGUUGGAGCAGCUUCAAUAUCAACAACAGAAGCCAGAGCAGGCACGGUAUCAGCAGCAAGAACAGCCAGAGCAGCGACAAUUUCAACAACAGGCAGAGCAGCCAAGGUUCCAACAAAAAACGGAACAGCAACAAUAUCAGCAACAACAACCAGAGCAGCCACGGUUUCAACAAAAACCAGAGCAGCAACAAUAUCAGCAACAGCAACCAGAGCAGCCACGGUUUCAACAACAACAGCAGCCAGAGCAGCAACGAUAUCAACAAACCCUGCCACAGAUUCAACCCACUGUCGAUUUGUUUACCCCUCGUCCAAAAGCAGUGCAAACCCAACCGCCGCGGAGCUCUGAAAAUAGGUACAAAGAGCAAGACCUGUCCAGUAUACACCUGAAUCAUGAUUCUAUUAACUCGCUAGAAGAAUCUGAUGCAAAUGAUAUUGGUGCAUUGCGAGACAGUUAUGGACGAUUGCUGGGUGAAAAUGCUCGAAAUUUCGAUGAAAACGAGCCGACUCAGCGUCCGAGUACGCAAAAUAUAGAGAACACGAAUGCAUCGUUCGAAGAAUUCGACGGAACAACGGACCCACUUGAACUAACAGAAAUACUCGUGCGUCGGAACGGAGGACUGACCGUCGAUCAAUUCAACAAACUGUUUAGAGACUUUUUAACAAGAGAACUUACAGAAAGUGACCUUCGCAAUAAUUACGAAACUGUGAGUACUAUUCGCGAAAAAGGCACGGAUGAAGAGCAGAUAGAAUCAAACAGUUCUCAGGAACAGCAACAGUCGGAAGAAGGUGUAAACGAAAUCUCAAACUCAUACGAGUCGAAUGAUUCUGAGCAGGGAAUUAAAGUGCAGAUCAAUAAAACACCUGUCCGGUUCGAGCCGAUCGUCAAAAUUGGAUAUGGAGGUUCAAAAUCUCAUCAAGGCGUCUACAAGUCACCAAAGUUCUACGAAAAAUUCAAGGGAACCAGUAGUCAGGAGAUUCAGCAAGAACAACAACAGCAGCAGUGGGCUUCUACUGAGCUAUCGCAAAGUACUACAACUGGGUCAUACACCGAUAGUCCCCUGUUUGGAUUUGUGGCUUCUAGAAACACUGCCAAUCAACAGCAGAACCUGGAAAGCAAACAAAUUCAAGAUACUCCCCCUCAGCAGCAACAAACGCUGCAGGAAAACAACUUAGGUACUGGACCUAAUGAAAGUGGCCAUCGGGAAGCCGGACUUAGUUAUAUUAAGUUUGAAAAGUUCAACUAACCAAACAGACUGAGAGCUAACCAAGUAGUAAAUUGUUGAUUUAGUGCUAGUUGCAGUUGUUACAUGUUAAUAAAUCCAAUGUUUAACACGAAAAGCCCGAUUAUUUUCCUUUUGGUUUCUUUCACGCUAGCACCACAUGUUAAGGAAUACCAAUGAGGAAACGACGGGCCCGAUAGUUCACUUUUUAGCAUAUCCGUAGCAUGUUCGCGCUUCGGAUACGCUCGCUUUACUUUUAUGUUUACCCACUCGGAAUGAUGCAAUUCAAUCAAAGCACAGGUGUUUCCACCGGCAAAAAAUGAGCCAAGGCAUUGUGAAACUGCUGGACCUUGCGGAAAUGGAAACCAACCAAGUGUAACUAUCGAUAUAUGCAUUUU
Molecule: messenger RNA, 3879 nt
Organism: Wyeomyia smithii (pitcher-plant mosquito)
Lineage: Eukaryota; Metazoa; Arthropoda; Insecta; Diptera; Culicidae
Product: putative mediator of RNA polymerase II transcription subunit 26
Exons: 2
Coding region: 62-3505 (1147 amino acids)
Biological process (GO): regulation of transcription by RNA polymerase II
Cellular component (GO): SAGA complex; SLIK (SAGA-like) complex
Molecular function (GO): structural molecule activity
Source: RefSeq, a predicted model, not a curated record